AUGGCCCAUUGAUCAUGAUGAUGGUAGUUGUUUCUAUGAAGAUAGUUACAAUUUUCAUGUGUAUGGUGGCAAGAAAAAUUUUUUAGGUCAUUCAAAAAUAGAUCAUCAUCAAAUUUAUGUGUAUUCAGAUGCAAAUAGAGGCGACUUCGGUAGUAACGUGUGUCUUGAUGAUUACGCUCCUUCACGAGGUUCUAGUGGUUGGAAUGAAAUUUGGGUUGAGAACACCUGUGUACUUUACCACAAUCCGUCGCCUUACAAAAUUGAUAAUUGUGAUACAGACAAUCUAUUUGUACCUUAUUUAGUAAAUAAUAAAAUCUAUGUUCCAUCUGGUACACAAGCUGUAUUUACAUGUAAAGUCAAUGGCAGUGCCAGACAACUUAGUUUAGAACAAUGGCAAUCAUAUGGUUUGGAUAUUGGUACUGCCGUCCAAAUCGCACCUGAUGUUCAAACAAUUAUUGAAUGGGGUCGCAAAAUGUUACAAGCAACAACAUAA
This is a messenger RNA of Rotaria sordida, 493 nucleotides long. NCBI's taxonomy places the organism in Eukaryota, Metazoa, Rotifera, Eurotatoria, Philodinida, Philodinidae. The record is from the annotation of a GenBank genome assembly.